Rotaria sp. Silwood1 is the source of this 4392-nucleotide messenger RNA. The record is from the annotation of a GenBank genome assembly. NCBI's taxonomy places the organism in Eukaryota, Metazoa, Rotifera, Eurotatoria, Philodinida, Philodinidae.
AUGUCAUCCGAUGUUGUAAUCUGCAGUGAACCUUGUUGUUCAAGUACUGAUACAUUUUUAUGUGUAAAACAUUGUCAACGUUAUGUAUGUUUUGAUCAUUUACAAGAACAUCAUCGUAUAUAUGAACAAGAAAAGAAUGAUUUACCAACUGAACUUCGUCGAAAAAUACAACGACGUUUUUCUCUUUAUAAUAGACUUAUUGAUGAAACAAAAUUAAAUGAACAAGAAAAACGUGAUAUUGAAAUUGCUUGUACAGAAAUACGACGUACAUAUGAACAACGACGAUAUGAUUAUCAUCAAUUAAAAACAGAAGCAACAUCUAUACUUGAACUACAAUCAACAACAAACGAUCUGAAAACAUAUUUAGAAAAAUUAGAUAUUGCUAUUGAACGUGAACAACAACGAGAACGUGUUUAUUCAAAUUCAGACACACCUGUUAAUAUUAAAAUUGAACCAAAUGAAUUUAUGGAUAAUAAAGAUUUUGAUCAUCAUGAAAAUAAUCAUGUAAAUCAUAUUGCAUCAAAUUCUUUAUCGAAUAGUACAAGUUUAUCAAUUGAAAAUAAAGAUAAUAAAUCUGAAGAUUCAUUAGUUGACGAAGGAGAACGUAGUGAUAAUAAUAUUAGUGAUAUCGGUGAACCUGAUUCAGAUUAUGAAGAUCAUCGUCGACAUAAGGCAUCAAACAAUCAAUCAUCAUCAUCAUCAUCAUCAAAUAUAAAUCAAUCUGUAACGAUAUAUCGUGGUCCAUGUCCUUUAACACGUUCUGGUGUUUUUGGAAUUCUUCCAAUACAUAAUGUUCGUUUAUGUGAAGGAAAAUCAAGUUGUCUUUAUAAUCAUUUACAAAGUUUCCAUCAUAUGACAGCCCGUAGUGCAUAUAAAGUUUGUAAAGCUGUUUUACGACAACGUGAUCCCGUUGUAACCGUACUUUUUGGUUCAAAAGAUAUUUUAUAUAAUAAAAAUUUUCAUCUAGCAUGUCCAUUUAAUCAAGAUUCAAAAAAUCCAUUUGAUUGUCAACCAAAAUAUAUAAUGAAAGCUCCAUGUUCAUCAAUAAUAUCGCGUCUUGAUAUGCCAAGACAUUUACGUGAUGUUCAUCAUGUUUAUCGAUCAUGUGCAUUGAAAAUAGUUGCUGAUAUGCGACGUUGUACAAAAAAUUCUGAUGCAAAAACUUCAAUGCAAUUAAAUAAAAAUCUUUUUGAUAAACAAGAAAAUAUUAUUGAAUUAAUUGAUGACAAAACCCAUCCACAAAUGAAACAAAUAUCAUUAUUGAGUCAUCUUUCAAAUGAUUUAUUAUUUGAAAUAUUUGAUUAUCUUGAUGUAUUAGAUCUAUUUCAAGCAUUUCUUAAUUUAAAUCAACGUUUCAAUUUAUUAAUUAUUGAUCGACAUAAUUGUUUUCAAGCAAAUAUGAUUUCAUUAAAACCGUUUGAAUUUUCUAUUUAUAAAAAUUAUAUUUUACCACAUAUUGCUUGUUAUAUUCGUUAUUUAUCAAUAUCGGAUGAAUUAAAUUAUUUACAAAUAAUUCUUCGUUCAAUUUCAUUGAUAAAUUUACUAACAAUUAAAUUAUAUCAUGUUAAAUUAAACGAAUUAAGAAUAAUACUUCAUCAUUGUCAAUUAAAAAAUAUUUUUAUUGAUACAAAUUAUAUUCAAAAUGAAAAACAUUUAAAUGAAAUAUUUAAAAUUUUGUUGAAUCAACAAUUAGAUCUUCGUUGUAUACAAUGUCAUUUUCAUACAAAUUUAUAUUUUGUUGAAGAAAAAAAUAAUUUAAGUAAACUUCGACGAGUUAUUAUUGAUUGUGACUGUUUUUCAAGUGAUUUUAUUGUUUUAAUAUCUCAAUUACGAGAAUUACGUCACUUAAGUGCACGUAUUAAUGAUCAUAAUCGAGAAUAUAUGGAUAAAGAUAUUGAACAUCUAACUGGAAAUGAAUCUUUAUAUUCACUUAUUCUUCAUAUUGAAAAUGUUGAACUUGAUCGUUUAUUAUUAAUAUUUUCAUUAAUGAUAAAUGUUCGUAUAAUUGACCUAAAUGGUACAAUUGAUUUUGAUAUUAAUCAUUUACUUGAACUCGAACGAAAUUAUACAUCAUUUCGAUAUAUGACUUAUAAAUUUUUAUCUCUUAAUUUUCUAUAUGUAAUCGGUCUCAUUUUUUUUCUCAAUGGAUUUUUAUUAACACGUCGUGUUAUUUUACACAACUCCGUGGGUACUAUUCCAUCAUCAAUACCGAUUGAAUUCAAUCAAGUUAUUUUAAUUGUUAUUGAUGCACUUCGUUAUGAUUUUAUUAAACCAAAUAAUGGUUCAAUAAAUAAUAAUUAUUUAAAUCAAAUGCCAUUUGUAAAAGAAUUACUUGAAACAACACCUAAACAAUCUGUUCUAUUACGAUUAAUUGCUGAUCCACCAACAACAACACUUCAACGUUUAAAAGCAUUAACAACUGGUACAUUACCAACAUUUAUUGAUGUAUCAUAUAAUUUUAUAGGUUAUGAAAUUGAAGAAGAUAACAUUUUAAAUCAAUUGAUAAAAACUCCUUAUCAAAGAAAUAUUUCAUUAUUAGGUGAUGACACAUGGUUAGCACUUUAUCCAAAUAUAAAUUUUAAACAUUUAUAUGUUUAUCCAUCAUUUGAUGUUCAUGAUUUAGAUACAGUUGAUAAUGGAAUUCUUAAACAUUUAUGGACAGUUAUUGAAGACACUCGUCAUGAACAAUUAUCAUUUAUUAUUGCUCAUUUUUUAGGUGUUGAUCAUUGUGGUCAUCGAUAUGGUCCAUUACAUAUUGAAAUGAAACGUAAAUUAAAUCAAAUGGAUGAUGUUAUACGAAAUAUAAGUUUAUUAUUUAAUCAAUCAAAUUCUUCAUCACUUUUAAUAGUCAUUGGUGAUCAUGGUAUGACACAACAAGGUGAUCAUGGUGGUGAUGAAUUAAAUGAAAUUGAAACAGCUAUGUUUAUUUAUACAAAUAAGCCAAAUUAUUUUUCAUUAUCACAAAAAAAUGAAAAAACUGUUUCACAAAUAGAUCUUGUUCCAACACUUUCAUGGUUUCUUCAUAUAUUAAUACCUUUUUCAAGUUUAGGUAUGAUGAUUACUGAUAUCAUACCAUUAGAACAACGUUAUUUUUCAAUGAAAUUAAAUUUUGAACAAAUUGAAAUUUAUUUAAAACAUAUUUCAUUUACACUUCCAUUAUCAGAUAAAUUACAAGAAUUACGUUCUAAUUUACAUACUAUAUUUAUAUCAUUUAAUAGAGAAAGAAAUUUAACAAUGAUUGAAAAUUUAUUUAAUGAAUUUAAAUUUGAAUUACAAACACAUUUUCGUCUUCAAUGGUCAACAUUUAAUAUAUUUCGAAUUAUAAUUGGUUUAAUUUUAAUGUUAAUAUCAUGUUUAAUAUUUAUAUUAAUUUAUUUAAAAUCAUUCAUAAUGUUAAUUAAUCAUAGAAAUAUGAUCUUUAAUAUUAGUCUUCUAUUAAUGUAUUUUAUAAUAUCAUUUUCAAAUAGUUUUAUUAUAAAUGAAGCAAUGUGUCUUUAUUUUCUUCUUCAAACAAUUAUAUUAAUAAAUAAAAUGAAAAUUUUAAAAAAAUUUCUUCUUUCUCUUUUAUUAUUCAUAACUCGAGCAUUUUUAAUUUGUCGUGAAGAACAAUUACCAUAUUGUAUUGAUUCAAUAUGGCUUGUAAAAAAAUUUUCAGAUACUUCGGAUUAUUUUCUUUCAUUUAUAUCUGCUAUUGUAUGGUUAAUUAUUCUUAUUUUAACAUGUAAUUAUUCGUAUUUCUUACCUUAUAUAUCAUAUAUAUCUAUAGUUGGUUAUUGGUUUAAUAUUCCACAUACAUUAUCAAUAUAUUAUGUGAGUAUUAUGAUUCAGAUUUGUUUUGUUUUAUUAAAUCCAAGUCGUUUUGAUAAAUUAAUUUAUUCUAUUCUUAUAUUUGUUGUUGGUUAUCGUUUUUCAUUUGUGAUAUUUUUUCAAUAUUUUAUUUAUUAUAUUAUUUUUAAUGAUAAUAAUCAAUCAGUUUCAUUACUUUUAUCUAUAUUAGCUGAUUAUUUUUUUUAUGCAACUGGUCAUCAACCAGUUCUUUCACAAAUACGUUGGACAGCAGCAUUUCCAACAUUAAAUUCUUCAAUAAAUAUUUAUCUUUCAUUAAUUAUAAAUUCAUUAAUUGUACGUGGAAUAUUUAUUCUUAUUGAAACAUUUUCUGGUCAGAUAUUAAAUAUUAUUUUUAUUCGAAAAAUGUAUCAAAAGAAAUAUCAAACAGAAUUAUUUAAAAAAAUUUUAAUUAUUGAUUGUUUUAAAUUAAUGAUAACAUCAUUAAGUGUAUUUAUAUUAAGACGACAUUUAAUGUUAUGGAAAAUUUUUUGUCCCAGAUUUUUAUUUCAACUUAUAGGAUUUAUUAUUAAAUGGUUAUUUGUAUUUUUGACAACUAAACUUUAA